Molecule: messenger RNA, 583 nt
Organism: Penaeus indicus
Lineage: Eukaryota; Metazoa; Arthropoda; Malacostraca; Decapoda; Penaeidae
Product: cuticle protein 7-like
Exons: 3
Coding region: 9-446 (145 amino acids)
Cellular component (GO): extracellular matrix
Source: RefSeq, a predicted model, not a curated record
CAACUAACAUGUUCCCGAGGAUAGCUAUCAUGUUGGGUCUGGCAGCUGCCUCUCUGGCCGCUCCGUCACAGCCUCCCUACGGAUACUCUCCUCCUCCCUCUUACCAGUCUCCAGCUCAUUACAACUUCGACUGGGUCGUGAAGGACGACUACUCCGCCAACGACUACGGCCACCAGGAGUCCCGCGACGGAUACAACACACAGGGAUCCUACUACGUGCAGCUUCCCGACGGUCGCCUGCAGAAGGUCACCUACCACGUGGACGGCGACUCAGGCUACGUGGCCGAGGUCACCUACGAGGGACAGGCUCACUACCAAGCCCACCAGCCUUCCUACCAUCCUACUCCUGCAUACCAGCCUACCCCUUCAUACCACACCAAUCCUUCCUACCAUCCUACACCUUCUUACAGACCUACACCUUCCUACAGGCCGAGACCCCAUCACUGAAACUUUCAUGUAUAAAAUCUUUCCACAAAUAUAAAAUCCCCUUUGAAUCACCAUGUUCGUAUCCUAUGCUUAAAGGCCUCCAUCAUUCAGCAGUUGAUCUAUAAAACAUAUUCACACAAAUACAAAGUCAUUCUCGA